Molecule: messenger RNA, 1808 nt
Organism: Pseudomyrmex gracilis
Lineage: Eukaryota; Metazoa; Arthropoda; Insecta; Hymenoptera; Formicidae
Gene: Rrp1
Product: exodeoxyribonuclease
Exons: 8
Coding region: 17-1294 (425 amino acids)
Biological process (GO): base-excision repair
Cellular component (GO): nucleus
Molecular function (GO): endonuclease activity; double-stranded DNA 3'-5' DNA exonuclease activity; DNA binding
Source: RefSeq, a predicted model, not a curated record
UGGACGUGGAUGUAAAAUGGCAGCUCUCGAGCUUCUCUGCAAAUUGUCCUUAUUGACAACAAUGCCAACGGCACUAAAUUUAAAGUUAUUCAAGCCGAGUUACCUCAGACGAUUGAUCGCAGAUUUUCCAGUCGCGUACGCGAAAUUAUCCCACAGGUUCGUACACCGAGCACCUAUUCUUUGCAAAGUACAAGAUUUCACUAUGCCACCAAAACGAGCUUCGAAAGCAAAGGUUGAAUCUUCCAAACCUAAAUCUAGCAAAAAAACCGAAGUCAACAAGAAAACAGAAACAGUUGAGGAAAAAAAAUCUUCAAACAAAAAACGUGACAAUGAUUUAAAUGAUAAACCUGCAUCAAAGAAGGCAAAAGUUGAGAUAAAAGAAUCAAAGGAUGAUAAUGAUGACUCGUCUACUGCAAAGCAAACGAAGGUCACAAAGAAUGAGCCAAAACAGAUGCAGAAUAAGACAGACACCAACUUGAACGAGAUCAACUUUGAAUGUACAAAGACAAAUAAUGAAGGAAAGAAGUAUAAUCUGAAGAUUUGCACUUGGAAUGUUUCCGGGAUUAGAGCUGUUUUGAAAAAAAAUGGACUAGAUUACCUCAACAAGGAAGAUGCUGAUAUUGUUGCUCUGCAAGAAACAAAAUGCGACAAAAAGAAAAUUCCAGAUGAAGUAAAAAUACCUGGAUAUCAUCAUUAUUUUCUUGACAGUAAAAAAUCCGGUUAUUGUGGAGUUGCUUUGUUAUGCAAAGAAAAACCAAUUUCUGUGACAUAUGGCUUAAGCAGUAAUAAUUUUGAUGAUGAAGGUAGAAUAAUUACAGCAGAAUUCUCAGAAUUUUUCAUGAUCAAUGUUUAUGUACCAAAUGCUGGGCAAAAAUUAGUAACAUUGCCGAAGAGAUUAGAGUGGAAUAAGGCAUUUAAAAAGUACAUCGAAGAAUUGGAUAAGAAGAAAUCCGUCAUUAUAUGUGGUGACAUGAAUGUCGCUCAUCAAGAAAUUGACUUAAAGAAUCCAAAAACAAACACCAAAAAUGCCGGAUUUACCAAGGAGGAACGAGACGGUAUGACCGAGUUUCUAGGUGCCGGAUUUGUGGAUACAUUCCGAAUGUUAUAUCCUGAUCAAGAAGGUGCUUACACAUUCUGGUCGUACUUCGCUAACUCACGUGGCAAGGAUAUUGGAUGGCGACUGGAUUAUUUCCUUGUGUCAGAACGGAUGAAGAAAAAAGUGUGCGAUAAUGUUAUAAGGAAGCAAGUUUACGGCAGUGAUCAUUGCCCUGUAAUACUUUACCUUAAUGUGUAGUAUAUAUCGUAUUGUAUAUUUCAUAGUGUGAAAGAGACACAUGUACUUGUUGCACAGCGAGUUCUUUUUCAUCACAUUAGAAAUGACAUUUAUAUCAUUGAAUAAUAAUGUUUCACCAUUUCCAUAGUUUGAUGCUGCAUGAGACAGUUUUUUUAAUUUUUACUCAGGGUUGAAAUCUAAUCUCUAUAUAAUUUGAGAUAGAUGAAAUAUUUUUUUAUAAAUAAACUACAAUUCUAUAAAUAAGAUCUGUCUUUAUUAUUCAUAUGAUUGUUGAUAGAAAAUUAACUUGUGUGAAUUGCACAAGUACUACUUGUUUGCACAAGACAAGUAAUAAACACAAUUAUUCCCGUCAAAGGUAUGUCCGAAACACAAUGAAACUUUUGUAAGUGAUUAACAAAUAUAUAUUUGGACAUUAGCGAGACAACUUUAUAAAACUUCAUUUGGUGCGUUCAGACAACUCAACGGUUGAGAGAUCGUCACUUAUGAUAGGACUAUUCUUCAAAAUCUGCCGCGG